CCUCGCACUGUGACGCAAUCGCGGAAGGGGCGGGGCAGGGCGCGCUUCCGUUGGCCGCGCUCUCGGGAAGGCGAGUUCGCGGGUUCGAAUCCCGCCUGGCGGCGAGCGAAGCUGGGUUGGGCUACCCCAGAGGAAGAAUGGAGGAGCUGAGCCAGGCUCUGGCCUGCAACUUUGUCGUCUCGCAGGACCUGAACAGCCCCGCAGCUCCACACCCGCGCCUGGCCCAGUACAAGCCCAAGUACAGCUCCCUGGAGCAGGGCGAGAGACGCCGGCGGCUGCUGGAGUUUCAGAAGACUAAGCGGCUGGACUAUAUAAAUCAUGCCAGAAGGCUGGCGGAGGAUGAUUGGACCUACACAGAGGAGGAGGAGGAGGAGGAGGAGAAGAAGAGAGAGACGGAGAAGGAGGGAGAGACAGCCAAGGCUGAUGGAGAUCAUGAAGACAUGGAACUAGACAUGGUGAAGAAGUUACCCAGGCGAUAUGCCAACCAGCUGAUGCUCUCUGAGUGGCUGAUCGAUGUCCCCCCAGAUCUGGAUCUGGAGUGGCUCUUCGUGGUGUGUCCAAUAGGGAAGAGAGCGCUUGUCGUGGCCUCCAGGGGCAACACGGCAGCGUACACCAAAAGCGGUUUCUGCGUCAAUCGGUUCCCGUCUCUUUUGCCUGGUGGGAACCGGCUUAAUUCAGCAACAGGGAAAGAAUACACCAUCUUGGAUUGCAUCUACAACGAGGUCCAGCAGACGUACUACAUCCUUGACGUGAUGUGUUGGCGGGGACACCCUGUUUAUGACUGCCAGACAGAUUUCAGAUUCUACUGGCUACAUUCCAAAAUGGAAGAGGAGAUGGACUUGUCGGAGAAAAGCCGACUUAACCCAUAUAGGUUUGUGGGCCUCAAGAGCUACUCCUGCAAUUCAGCCAGCCUGUGUGAGGUUUUGGCGAUGACGUUCCCCUUCGAGGUAGACGGGAUCCUUUUCUAUCACAAGCAAGCGCACUACAACCCCGGCAGCACGCCGUUAGUGGGUUGGCUGCGCCCUUACAUGGUCUCCGACAUCUUGGGCAUCGUGGUGCCCAGCUGCCCGCUCACCUCCAAGCCCGGCUACGCGGGGCAGCAGCUGCAGCAAAUCAUUGAGCACAAGAGGAAUAAAAACCAGCAGCCGGGCGCGGCUGACGAUCCCCCCUCGCAAGACGGGCGUUACGAACUGGAGCAUUUGUCCACUCCUCCAGUGGAAGCAUCUCAGCCCCUCUCACCCAGCGGGGAGUGCCAGAUGGACAACUGAUCGGAGAUCAGAAAGUGGUCGAGAAGAUUCUCUGUCAACCCAGAUAGGAACCCCCAUAAUAUAUAUAUGGUAUAUAUAUAUACCAUAU
Messenger RNA from Pantherophis guttatus, 1356 nucleotides. RefSeq names its product snurportin 1 (gene SNUPN). Gene Ontology annotation, biological process: snRNA import into nucleus; protein import into nucleus. Gene Ontology annotation, cellular component: nucleus; cytoplasm. Lineage: Eukaryota; Metazoa; Chordata; Lepidosauria; Squamata; Colubridae. Gene Ontology annotation, molecular function: nuclear import signal receptor activity; protein binding. The record is from RefSeq and is a predicted model, not a curated record.